AUGUAUACCAACAUAAAGGCACUGCAUACUUUGCUUGAAAGAAACGAGAUAGACAAAACAAGUCUCACAGCAGAAGACAUUAAAUAUUUAAAGGAUACACUGAACAUCCUGGGCUACAAUCUGAACAACUGGUAUGACAGAAAGACUCUUGUGCUAACAGCACAGGUGACAGAAGGCCCAAUUAAAGACUACGAGCUAAUUGUGCUUGAUAUACUAGUGGGCCUCUUUGAGAAGGAGCAGGGCACACACCAAGAGGAUAUGAAGAACUGCACUGUGGCUAGAAAUCUGGUGAAGUCCAAUUGGCUGGUCAUAGACACAAACGGAUACAUACAGCCAUCAAAGAGAAUUCUUUUUGAGAACACAGAAAUUCUUUCUGAAAAAACCGGCAUUGACAUCUGCAGCAUAUGCGGAAUACUUAAUAUGAAAGGGAAUAUACCGCAUAAAGAGUGCAACCCCACCGAAUACUAA
Nematocida ausubeli is the source of this 468-nucleotide messenger RNA. RefSeq lists its product as uncharacterized. Lineage: Eukaryota; Fungi; Microsporidia. The record is from RefSeq and is a predicted model, not a curated record. The transcript has a single exon. Bases 1 to 468 code for a protein of 155 amino acids.